AUGAUUUUAAGAAGGCUACAAAAGCCGUUAGCACCCUGCCGAUACAUGUGCAUUUUUUCCCUAAUUAACCUGCUCAAAUCAGCAUCGAUUACCCUGACAAAACCCACGUACGCGUACAUUCACAACUACAAUCAUAUCAUAUCACAGAUCCCCCAAAAAACAAAUAAACUAAUUUUAAGAAAUUGUUCGAACAAGAAAAAUUAUAAUGCUUUUGUAUGCAAAUCUUAUAAGAAAUAUAAAAUGAAUAAAAAAUUUUCCAGUUCCAUAAAUAUGAAUAAGAGUAACGAAAAUGAAAAUGCUUUAAAAGAUAAUAAUAACGUCACUGCAGUUAAUAAAAACAGCAGUGAUGUUAAGAGUUUUGGAAACUUUAACCACAGCAGCAGGAGUUCUGCCUUCGGCAAACGAUAUAGCCAUGGCAUUAAGAGCAAAAGUAAGGUAUCUUCCGGCAGUUACGUUGGUGGACGUAUUGAUGGUAGUGGGGUAGGAGGUGAUGGAGGCUUCGGAGGAGGAGGAAGUAAGUACACAAGUAGUCACUCCUAUUCGAGGAAUCACCCAACUCACCAUCCACACCAGAUCAACAGAGAAACGGGGAGCAAAAAUGAAGAAGCCAGUUACUCUCUAAACGAAACGAAGUUAAAUACAAAUGCGAAUUAUGUGAAUUCGAACAUGAAGGAAAACAAAGGAGGAGGAUACACCCUGAACAGUAAUGAGCCAAACAUACCACCUGUCAACGAGACCAGUAAAAUCAUUCAGCACAACACCAAAACGAAUAGUUUCAAUAAGGAUAAUAUGUUGCGCAAAGGCACAAAGGACGAAAGUGUGUACGGCCACAGUGGCUUAGGGCCCAACAGCAGUGCCAACAAUGUGAUAGGCAGCAUGGAUAAUGCCAAAAACGGCAUUAAUAACAACAGUGGAAACACAUCGGGCGGUAUUUAUCAAGAGAAUAAUCAGGUGAAAACCACGAGCUACAAAAAUACAAAAAACGGCACAAGUGGAAGCGGAAAUAACAGAAACAACAGCAUGAGGGAGAAAAAAACAAACAUGGAAGGCAUAAACAAUACGAACUUAAAGGACAACGAACGAUUUAGCCAUCUGAACGAGAGCCGUGUCAGCGCCACAAAGUACAAUACGAAGAAUUCCUUUAGCUCAAAUAAGAAAAAUAUGUCUACCUAUAAUGCCAAUUUGAGCAACGCGAACAAUGGCAACCUUAAAAACGGUGAUGAGAAUGUUUGUUAUGCACAGAACAGUUUCAAGAGAGAAACAUCGGAUAAUAAUAUGUUGAAUAGUAAUGUCAACGUAGCAGAGUUAAAUAAAAACGUUGGGGUACCCGUUGAUCCCAAUAUGAACAGCAUUGACAUGAGCAACAAACUGAGCGCUAAGGAUUCUUACGGAAAAGCAGAAGGUGUCAACAAUGAUGCAAACGUCGGCGCGAAUACCGGAAUCAGCAACCGAACUGGUAACUCGCGGGGCGCCAAUGGUCGAAGCGGUAAUGGGCGCAGCGGCAACGGUCGGAGUUCAAAAGGUCAUAGAGGGGGCCGCAGAAGAAACAACCACUCGGGUGGAAACAAUACAAGCGCUAAUAUUACAGGUGAAAACAACGCAAAUGUGAAUAACGUUGGCAUAAAUAAUCCUAGCGCAAGUACUCCGAGCGGGAACAGCGGCAUCGGUCGAAGCGGCAAGCGGGGCAGCAGACGAGGCGGCAACAGGAACAGGAGAAGCAGCAACAACAACUCAGGCGCGUUCAAGUCCCUCAGCAUGAUGAAAAGCAAGGACGAAAAAAUGAAUGAAAAUUUUGACAGUGCAAUGCAGGAAAAUGAAUACAUGCAGGAGAAUACAAAUAAUUUAAGGGGCAUGCCGGAAAAUCAACCCGCGCACGGCGACAGGACCAGAAAUAACAAGAUGAUGUCUUAUGGCUCUAACACUCCCAUGAGCGGAGGACGAAUGAGCAACGUCGGCAUAAAUGGUGUGCAAAACGUACAAAAUAUGCCGAGUAUGCACAGCACAAAGAGCCUCGAGCACGGAAUGAAAAGCUCAAGAGAAAAUGAAAAUGCGAUCCCCGGGGCAAUGAUGAAGAACGCCAGAAAUAUGUCCUAUGACAACAAAGGGAACAGCUACAUGAAUGAUGCGAAUCAGGCGAACGUAUACGAGCUAAAGAAGAGCGAGUCCUACGUGAAUUACUCCUCUUCAUCCAACAGCUUGAAAACGAUGAGCCAAAUGAAUACUAUGAACAGCAUGCACAACAUGAGCAGCAUGAAUAGCGUCAACAGCGCGAGCAGUAUUAGCGGCACAAACCAGAUAAGCGGUGUAAACAACCUUAUGGACGACCACUGCAGCGCAAGCAAGCAAAGCUGCAACAUGAGCAGCGGAUCGACGCCCUUCCCAAACAUGGACGCAGAUGCAUUUCUCUUUCACGACUUUAAUGAAUUCGUGACAUACAUGUAUAAGGAUGAAAACAUUUUAACUCUUUUCUACAUAAGAAAGAAUUACCUGAAAGCAGAGUCGCGCGAAGAAUUUGCAACCGAAAAUGACAAAAUAAAAUGUUCAAUCAUAUGGUCUUUUCCUAAUGAUGAAAAAAUUACUGUUACCGGGACUCAUAGCACAAAGAAGUUAAGCAAAAAGGUAUGCGUGAAAAAAAUGUUACAAAAGUUAAAAAACAUCUCAGUCUUAGAGAUAGACCAAAUGACCAAGUGGAUGAUCAACAGCUUAAAUGUGGUUCUCAAAGUGGAGCAUAAAAACAUGGAAACACAAAUGAACAAUAAUAACAUGUAUUGCACCAGCAUAGAAUGGAAAAUCAACAAUAAAAUGUAUCACUCCAUGGGGAUACAUGAGCAUGAGAAGAUUGCAGAAAUUAUCGCAACACAGAACUUGUACAUGAUUUUGUAUGACAUCAAGGAUCAAUUGGUUAAAGAAAUGGAGAGUGGCAAAGUGACUAACCAACACGGUGCCUCAAGUGCCAUGAAUAGCGGAAAGGCGUAUGAAAAUAGCCUAUUUGACAAAAUGAUGAAUAACAGCAAUAACAAAGGCUACGACGAUCAUUGUGCCAAUAAAAUGGGAGGCAAGUACGAAUACGGAAAAGGACAAAUGAUGCAGAACAAAAAUAUGAUGGAUCCUGCAGCUCUUUACAAAAAUGGGAACCCCCCGAAUAAUGAUUUCAAUGCACAAGGCAUGAAUAAUUGCAACACGUAUUAUAAUCCGAAUGAUGGGAUGAUGCACCCACAGUGUGCUGACAAUCCAAUGAUGCACUCCCUGCAAGGUGGCUCUGCCAUGAGCAGUGCGGGCAAUAUGAACCCCUGUGCCAGAGGUGCAAACAGCAUGGAUCUAGCGAAUGCAGGCCAAAUUGCAGGAAACAACAAUGUAAACAUGAACCUUAUGAACUACCCAAAUGCAAACAACAUGGGCAUGCCCAUUAUGAACGAUAAAAAUAUUGGACAAGGCGUAGGAGCAGACCAUAUGAACGGGCUGAAUAAUAACCCCGGAAUGGUACCUCCAGCACCAGUGAUAACGGACCCAACGGAACUUAUCGCCUACAAUUUAACGAAACAGGACUCGGGGAGCAUCCAAAUGCUAAGAAACAAUAUUGCCUCAAGGUACAAAGUGCACCAAACGGAGAACUUCGAGCAGGUAUAUAAUUUGUUCAAGUGCACACUCGAGUGGGAAUGGAAAAAUGGAAAGAUAGCCUGCAAAACAAAAAGUGUGGGUUAUGGUACCACCAAGAAUUUGGCCAAGUGCGAAGCAGCCUACGACAUGCUAGUGAAAAAUAACCUCAUAGAGUACAUAUCCUCCACGGAUAGGAAAAACGCGCAUUAUAUAAAAGAUUUAAUACAAAAGGAUGUAAACAAAGCCAUGAAACUAGCAAUUCAGUUUAUCAUGCAGUAUAGCAGUAACGCGUGGUCGAUUUUUUUAGUUUACCUCUUGAGGGAGUUGCUCAUAGAUGGCAAUUACGACCAUAUCAAUAGGCUUCUCACGACCGUAGUGGAAGUCAGUAAAGAGGGAAGGAUUGAGGCCGAUAAAAUCAACGAGAGUAACAAUGCCAAUGCGAGUGGGGCAAAUGGCACAAGCACGGGAAAAAUGGAUGCCACUCAUGCGCACCGAUCGGGUAGAAUGAACAACAAUGGUCAGAACCAUGGCAUGUACAGCAGCAAUGCAGAUGGAGAAAAUUACGUAGACAGCUCAAGCAACCUAUUCUUCUGCAACCCCUACAUUAAGAACCGAUGUGAUAAUAGCAAUUAUGUGCAUAAGUUGGUGUCCAUAGAUUUGUGGGAAAAAUUAAUCGACGAAUGUGUUGUCGUUUUAAAUGACAAAUUGUGCUUCCAUUGUAUAACCCUCUUGAAAGAAGUAGAGCUGGAUUACUCCAUUUUUAUUUCCAAGUGUGCCCAUGAUUAUUACAAGAAGUAUAGAAUUAUGUUAGCCCUAGAGUUUCAAGCCAAUCUGUCGCAGAGUAUUCAAGAGAAAAGAGAUUUCGAAUAUCUGCAUGAAAAUAAAUCGUUACUUUUAAAGGUAAAAAGUGCAACUAUGCCCAUUUUGUCAUUCACGUGUACCUUAACAUUGGAAGAAAAGGAAUGGAUGAAAUCGACACAAAUGAGGGAAGACGAUAUUGUGUUACUAAAACCAUGUGAUUUGAUGCUCACGGAUGAAGAUGCCUGGUCCAGUAGCCUCAUCGGUACCAUUACAAGUACAAAGAGUGACAACAUCGUUUAUAAUAUCAACGUGAGAAUAUUCUCUGCUGAAAACACCAGAAAGGCAAAUGUGAAGUAUAGCAAGUAUAAGCUCUUUCUACUAUUGAAUAUUGUAACACAUGAAAGAAUGCUGCAAGCCCUCAGGGCCAUAACCUUUAUAAGUUCCAUUCCGACAACGAACCAAUCGCCGUAUGUGUUCACCCCAGAAAUUCGCUUCCUCAUACUGCACUCGUACAAUAAAUAUUCAAAGCACAUUGCACAGACCGGCAAAUUGAACCACGAAAUUGCAGAAUAUGAAAAGAUCAAAAUGGAUUUCCACAACCAUGAGUCGUCCAAAAAUAAUACGCAAGAGGAUUUACUAAGCCAAUACAGUGGGCAAGCAAAAAACCCCUAUGCAGAUUUACUCAAUGAUGCACUGAACAGACAAAUUGGAAAAACACACACAGAUGAUAUUGAUCAAUAUUUAAUCGAAUCUAUCAAUUUGCCAACCAAUCUGCCGUUAAACGAUUCGCAAAAAUUAGCAUGCCUUAGUGCUCUCACCAGAAGACUAACCCUUGUGCAAGGACCCCCCGGAACAGGAAAAACCCACGUUGCUUGCGCCAUUAUUGACAGCUGGCAUAGGCAAAAUAGUAACAAAAAGAUACUGGCCGUGGCAGACUCCAACGUGGCAGCUAAUAACCUCGUGGAAGGACUCAAAAAGAGGAACAUUCAAGCAGUCAGAGUGGGAGCAGGAAGUGACAGCGAUUUCCAUGAAGAAGCCAUUAUGGACUUCCACCGAUAUAAGGAUCUCCUAAAGUUGAGAAAAAAUAAUUUACAAAAAGAAGCCAAAGUUAUGAAAGCCCUAUUAUUCCUCGAAGCGGUCAGAAAGUACAACGUCGUCAUAGCCACCUGUGUCGGUUCAGGACAUGAAAUAUUUGAUAAUGAAAAAUUCGAAAGAGUCAUUAUUGAUGAAUGUGCACAGUCGAUUGAGCCUUCGAAUCUUAUUCCGCUGGGGCACAAUUGCAACAAUUUGGUUCUAAUCGGAGAUCAUAAACAGUUACCACCAACUAUCAUUUCGUCGGACGCUACCAAAUUAGGGUUAGAUCGAUCCCUGCUGGAACGAUUUGUCAUGGCCAAAAUUGCUCCCGUUCAUUUGCUAACCACGCAAAGACGUAUGCAUCUAAGUAUUUGUACUUUCCCAAACAUCCAUUUUUACGAUAACAAAUUGAAGACUGAAAAUGUCACCGAGGAAAAUCGACCAAUUAUUAAGGGCUUCUUGUGGCCAAACCCGAAAUGCAGAUUAGCUUUCAUAGAUGUAUCCCUCGGAAAGCCAGGAAGCAAAUUCGAAAAUGCUUAUGGUACUUCCAAGUUUAAUUUGUACGAAAUUGAGCCCCUAGUAUCUGUGCUAAAAUCGAUUGUGAAUGAGGGCUGCGUAUCUGUCGACGAAAUAGGCAUUUUAACAGCGUAUGAUGCGCAAAAAGUAAAAUUGAAGAAAGCGGUACAAGAUGCCUUCCCGUAUGAAGCAGCAUGUCGAAUAGAAAUUGACUCCAUCGAUGGGUUCCAAGGAAAGGAAAAAGAUUUAAUUCUAUUUUCUGCUGUUAGAUCAAAUGCAAAUAACGAAUUAGGAUUUUUAAAAGAUGCCAGAAGAUUGAAUGUCAUGUUAACAAGAGCUAAAAGAGGAGUAAUCCUAUUUGGAGAUCAAUUCACCCUGGCUAAUGAUCCAGAAAAUUGGCUACCCUGGCUCAACUGGAUUUCAUCCAAGAGGGCAGUCGUGCACAUAACCAAACUGAAUGAGCACCUUGAAAAUCCAGAUUAUUCCCUGAUAGAUAAACUGAACAAAAUAAACAAGACUGUUAAUUUGAAAAACGUGAACGUAUCAGAUAAUUAUUUCUUAUACGGAAAUGACACCGGAUUUUCCAACGAUUACAAUGAGCCACAAAACUAUAAUCAGAACGAAGAAGCAAACUUCACCGUCGGUUUGAAUGACGCCAAGGAGGAAGUAGAGCCAGUCGAAGAAAUUGUUGAAAACUGGGAAGAUUUACUCUGA
Messenger RNA from Plasmodium fragile, 6702 nucleotides. RefSeq lists its product as uncharacterized. NCBI's taxonomy places the organism in Eukaryota, Apicomplexa, Aconoidasida, Haemosporida, Plasmodiidae. The coding region runs from base 1 to 6702 and encodes 2233 amino acids. Gene Ontology annotation, molecular function: 5'-3' DNA helicase activity. The transcript has a single exon. The record is from RefSeq and is a predicted model, not a curated record.